ACUUCAAUCGUCGCACCAAAUGCCUCAGCGCAACCGUCGUCCUAGUCAAGAUUCCUCAGACCUGCGCACAGAGUCGAGCAGCCUGCUUUCACCAUCGUUAAGCAGUUCUACAGCCAGUCUUGCCGGUGCUUCUCCGGGACUACAUCAUUCUACACCACAGACCGUCAUAAUUCAGUCGCAAAUUGAUAUCAAUGCCCGCAUUCAAGCCUUGCACCACGAACUCGUUUCGUCAUUGCUUGUAGCUGACCCUUCGAUGUGGAACCCAAGCGGCGCAGGUUACAGUCCUUUCGCUCACAUGGGCGAUGUAGUGAGGUUGCGAUCCUAUACCGCGACCACAGCUUUGUGUGCAUCCGUGUGUUUUCUCUUGCCAGCUGAGUCCUCCACGAAUGUUGUUCUGGUUGGGCAGUCCUUCCUGCGGGCUUCUCGUGAGAUACUCAAGCUUUAUCAAGACUUUGACGUGACCUACCCAGACGCGAGCUCCUUGGUCAUCCGAAUAUACCACGCGAGCGCUCUGCACACCGAUGGCAGGACACCCGCAGCGUGGCAGUCCUUCGAUGAAGCGUUGAGGUUGGCAGAACAAAUGCGAUUGUACGACGAGCGUUCUUUUGAGGGGCUGGAGCCGAUAGAAGCCCGAAUCCGGCGUUUAGCUUUCUGGCAAAUUUACAUUCUAGACAAAUACGCUGCCCUGGUCGAAGGCAAGCCCAUGAGGCUGCAUCCAUUUUCGAUCGCCGCGCCCAUUACGACCAAACUACGAGCUGAGGGAGAAGCUCCUCUCUUGGUUCCAAAUUUGAGAAAUGAGUCCGCAGGCCUCGAGGAACAACUUCUCUCAGGUUUCUACUUGAUACAACGGCUGUGGUCCGCAGCAUCUGAAGUUGCUCUCGAUCUAUAG
This is a messenger RNA of Ilyonectria robusta, 889 nucleotides long. RefSeq lists its product as uncharacterized. Gene Ontology annotation, molecular function: zinc ion binding; DNA binding. Gene Ontology annotation, biological process: DNA-templated transcription. The transcript has 2 exons. Lineage: Eukaryota; Fungi; Ascomycota; Sordariomycetes; Hypocreales; Nectriaceae. The record is from RefSeq and is a predicted model, not a curated record. Bases 20 to 889 code for a protein of 289 amino acids.